AUGGCCACACGAGUAGUGCUCGAGGCCAUGGGUUUUGUUCUGUCCGCGGUCUCUCCAGCCGUUGUGGUGCCCAACAUGAUACGCCUGGAAGUGGCCGGUUGGGGCGUGAACCACGGUAUUCCCACACUCAUAAUGGCCGCCUCCAGCAUGGACGAUGUGGUGGCCAUUACGGGCUUCGGAGUGGCCCUGUCAAUUGCGUUCUCGAAGGGCAGUUUAGCUAAGGCCCUGUACAUGGGUCCCCUGGAGGUCGCUGCGGGUGCUGCCAUUGGUCUCUGCAUGGGUAUCCUUUUCUGGUUCCUCCCACCUCCUGGCAUGAAGUGCGGACCAUCUGCACAGAUCGCGUUGGCUAUCUACAACAAGUUCAAUGGUCUAGCACGCCGCCAACACAAACCAUUCACGCAGCGCAAGCCUUCACAGAAAUAA
Molecule: messenger RNA, 423 nt
Organism: Dibothriocephalus latus
Lineage: Eukaryota; Metazoa; Platyhelminthes; Cestoda; Diphyllobothriidea; Diphyllobothriidae
Source: the annotation of a GenBank genome assembly